CGCUACAAAUGUCACAAAGACGACGAAUCUCUUUCCUCCCCUCACUCCGCCACCCACCCCCUCCGUAGUCGACGGAGCUCCCGAAGCGCCGCCCACCUAUACAUACACCGCGCCGUGUAUCUAUAGGCCACAGCCUCCUUAGUAUAUCGCAUUUCUCCCCCCUCCCUCUGCAUUUUCCGUCGCCCGAUUCGAGAGGAUGCAGAGCUCGGCGAUCUCGUUCUCUCCGCCGAUUUCGCUUCCCGGGAAGCGCGGCUCGUCGUCAUUUUUCCGGUUCGAUCCCAUCUCCCUCUCUCCGGCCAGAGCGGAGACGCAGCCGUUGCGCAUUGGCUCCGCCAUCGCUGCUCGGAGGCUGAGUCCGAUUCGAUGCUCGUCGGAUUGCACCUCCUCGGCGCCGAAACUGAGCCGGGAUGGGUGGAUUUCGACCCCGCUGCCUGCUCAGGAACGCGAAUCGGGCGGUGUUGAGGUCCGUGCUACCUCUGUACCAGAGAGCGCCGGAGAAGCUUCGCAGUCAAAGGGCUUGAUGGACACGCUGGUGCUUGGAUCCCUCUUCGGGCUAUGGUACCUGUUUAAUAUCUACUUCAAUAUCUAUAACAAACAGGUCCUAAAAGCCUUCCAUUAUCCAGUAACAGUUACUCUUGUUCAAUUUGCUGUUGGCUCGGUCCUUGUUACUCUCAUGUGGGGUUUGAAUCUCUACAAGCGACCUAAAAUCAGUGGUGCACAGCUUGCAGCAAUCCUCCCUUUAGCAGUGGUGCACACCCUAGGAAACCUUUUUACCAAUAUGAGUCUUGGAAAAGUUGCUGUUUCCUUCACUCAUACAAUUAAAGCUUCGGAGCCCUUCUUCUCUGUUCUCCUCUCGGCUAUGUUUUUAGGCGAGUUCCCUACUCUUUGGGUUGUGUCUUCUCUUCUUCCCAUCGUUGGUGGAGUGGCAUUGGCCUCAAUGACUGAGCCCUCUUUUAAUUGGGCUGGCUUUUGGAGUGCCAUGGCAUCUAAUUUGACCAACCAAUCUCGCAAUGUUCUUAGCAAAAAGUUUAUGAUCAAGAAAGAGGAAUCGUUGGACAACAUUACUCUCUUCUCUAUAAUUACAAUCAUGUCCUUUUUCUUGUUGGCCCCAUUUACUCUGUACUCGGAAGGAGUCAAGUUCACACCUGCAUACCUGCAAUCUGUUGGGCUGAAUGUCAACCAGGUGUACACUAGGUCUCUUAUUGCGGCUCUCUGCUUCCAUGCCUAUCAACAGGUAUCUUACAUGAUAUUGCAAAGAGUAUCUCCAGUCACCCAUUCUGUUGGUAACUGCGUGAAGCGAGUGGUGGUUAUUGUCACAUCUGUUCUCUUCUUCCGUACUCCCGUAACAACAAUCAAUGCUCUUGGAACGGGUGUGGCCCUUGCUGGAGUCUUCCUGUAUUCGAGGGUUAAACGCAUCAAGCCCAAGCCUAAAACAGCUUGAAGAACGGUAAUUAAUUAAUUUUUACUGGGAUGAAGCACGGUCAUGGUCCUGGUCGCAAUUUUCCCGUUUCGCUCCCCUCUCAUUCUUCUUCUUUCUUUCUCCAUAUAUAGCUGUAAGAAGUGUCACAGGAAAAAAAAGUUAAUAAUUGCUUCUAUUCAAGUUUCUGCUAUAGAGGAAGAGACCCCCUGUUUCUCAUCUUCUUAUAGAUGUAAUUUGUCCAGACUUUGAAAUGUAGGCUGUAGAAUUUGCCAUUUUACAAUGUUUUCAAUUACCAUAUUAGUAUUUUGGAUAAUUU
Cuscuta campestris is the source of this 1736-nucleotide messenger RNA. Lineage: Eukaryota; Viridiplantae; Streptophyta; Magnoliopsida; Solanales; Convolvulaceae. The record is from the annotation of a GenBank genome assembly.